AUGUUCGAGUUCAAGGGGACUGCUGCCGACUCGACAGAGGGCAGCCGGCUCGACUGGAGGGUUGUGGAUCAUAAAGGUAUCCAAGACCUGGGCAGGAGACCAUUCACAACCAUGCUUCAGCCAGCGCAUCACCAGCGAGCAAAGACAGAAGGCGCAAGACGUCCAUCGCUGCAACUUCGCUCAAGAAGCAACUCGUCUGCUCCGAAUUACUCCCGACCCCAAGACAGAGAUGAUCUUUCACCAGUCUCAACGUCAAUUGACAGACGCACGCCUCGCACCUCAGUCGAUAGACGAUCAGUCGCAGGAGGAAGCACACAUACAAGAGGAGAUGCUUUGGAUAGCUUCGCCCCCAAGGCAUGGAUGGCGAAGGGGUCAAGAUUUCUGAAACGCCAAAACAGCAAACACGAAUUGACCUCGCUACGCACGCUGGAUUGGGUGGAAGAAAGCAAGGAAGCUCGUGUGCACCAUGUCCUAGACCAACCACCUUCUCCAGAUUUCAUGCACAGCAGGACACCUUCAACCGGUGAUCCAAACGCUGCCCUACGACUGAACAUAUCCGAGCCAUUCAACUUCCACCACGUGACCCACACUCAACCUCAUCACGUUCAACAGCUGGAAAGAGCAAACCCCAAUGAUCUUGUUUCGGAGUUUUCUGCUCUUCGUGCCUCGCAGGCCUCCCAACCAGGACUGAGAGGUAUCAAGGCCAAGGACAUACAGCGAGAAGACUUACCGCGGGAUGCUCUUUUACCCGAUUCCCCGUCCCAGCCACGAGAUGGCACCGCCGGCUUGCCUUCCUUUCGUACAUCAAGAAUUCAGGAUCGCACACAGGACAGCCCCUAUGACGCAACAUCUCCUGUGAGGGCCUUCGAGCAUUCACGGUCAUCAGAUAACUUCUCCCAGCCAAGUGCUGCAUGCCAUACAGCUCAAAGUUCACCGGUAUCACCAUCCCGUCACCUGACACCCGACUUUUUCACAUUCCAUCAUGAAACACCAUUUGAUACGAUGUUCGAACCGCAAAAUUCCAUCGGGUCCCCUGAGCCUUCGGACUAUCCUAUAGGUACCUGGAACGAUGGAAUCUACGAUCUCGCAUCACCGCACGCUGUAACAACAGAUGACUGUGCAGAUUGGAAUCGACAGGUGCCGUUCUCAAUGGUCAAAACCGAGCUCGCGCCAGUCGAGGAGGAUGAUGAAACUGAUGAAAAGAGAAGCUCGUUUUUAGCUUGCACUCAGCGCCCUGUGAGUUUCAACUCCGGUCUUCGCAAUAGCGUUCCGGCGGCCGAACAUUUGCAAAGCGGGUGGGCACAUCCCAUGCCUCCGGCUGAAGAGAGUCCAAGUGGAUGGUCAGCCAGAUUGCUGCCGGUGGAAGCGGAUGUCUUCGACUCGCUGCAAAGGCAUAGCAUGGCGCCGGCUAAGACAUCAGAACCUUCUAUUGAGGACCCACUUGACGAUAUACCCGCGCGGCCACGUCUCUCACGACACAUCUCCGUCGGGCCCAAUGACAUGGAGGCAUUUUGGGACAUCGCGUCAGACGCCAUCAACUGUUCCUAUGCCCUCGGGGCUGAAGGGGAUUCACAUUUCGAUUGGCAUCGUUCCUCAAUCCAUGAGGACGAUAUCACUGCACCCACUGUCGAUGACAUCCAGACCGCCGCCGUUGAUACGGCAUCCGCAUCUCCAAACAGGAAGCCCCAACCUGCCUCGCCCUCUCCCAGCAGGCAUGCAGCCAAACGAUCCUCUUCUGUAUACUCAAGCUCACCACCUUCACUCCUGCCUGUACAGACGUUCCCAUCAAGUCUGGACCCUCCGUCGGCGGGCUCUACCGAAUCAUCAUUCAGCAGUAUCCCAGAAGCUGUUACCCCAGAUGAGGCUACGGAAUCGGCAUUGGCUACAAGAUUCUCCGCCGGGAACUGUAAGGAAUGGUGCCGGCCAACUUACGUAGUGGCCGAUGAUUUCGAAUCUCAGACGGUCCAAGACGACCUAUAUCACCAGAUAUACACCACUGAUUACCCCCAAGAUGCGACGUUCCAUCUCCACAACGUCGGCCGCAUUGACGGUUCAACGAUCAGCAACUCUCCGCGCAGCAGCCGGUCGCUGAUCAGCAAAAGUAACUCCCAAGAAAGCUUUUGGUGUACGCAAGCUGCAUCUAAUGCGCGCCGCCCCCGCAACGCUGGCUCCGUCGGUAGCUUGCCAGAAUUGAUGUCCAGCAAGAACAGCCGCGAAAGAAUUGAUCCUGCCGUCGACCAACUCACCGACAACUCAACCUUUUUGAACCUGUCAGACUCUCCCUCAGAAAGCCAACAGACACUGAUGGCUCAACGUCGCCGUAGCCCUAAUUUGGCGAAAGACGCCGCUCAAAACAUCAUGCUCUCCAAAGCCAAGACCGCCGAAGAGCCCGUGCCACUGCUUCCAGUAUCCCGGGACAGAGCCAUCUCAGACGUCAGUCUUCCAGCCCAGGAUCCAUCUAUGCCGCCGCCAUUCCAACCUGCAGCUGGCAGGCGAAUGCGUUCUGGGAGCUCCGCAUCGAGCCUUAAUGCCAGAGGUAGCAGAGGAAGCUACAACGUCAUUCAGCCGCCGCACACGACCCCCGUGCGCAACCCUUAA
Messenger RNA from Letharia columbiana, 2598 nucleotides. RefSeq lists its product as uncharacterized. NCBI's taxonomy places the organism in Eukaryota, Fungi, Ascomycota, Lecanoromycetes, Lecanorales, Parmeliaceae. The transcript has 2 exons. The record is from RefSeq and is a predicted model, not a curated record. The coding region runs from base 1 to 2598 and encodes 865 amino acids.